GCUAGGGCAGUGCGGUUGCCCGCGAGGCCCGAGUGGGCUCGCCGCUACCUGUACUCCGCCGGUCCCGCCGAGAGAGUUGAACCUUCCUGGCUUGUGAAGAAAAUGGCAGAAGCACCAGCAGAGCUUUCCGAAGGGCAGCUUGUUUUACACUCAGACACUCACAGUGACUCUGUCCUAGCCAGUUUUGAGGAUCAGAGAAAGAAAGGCUUUCUCUGUGAUAUUACCUUAAUCGUGGAGAAUGUGCAUUUCCGGGCCCACAAAGCCUUACUUGCUGCCAGUAGUGAGUAUUUCUCAAUGAUGUUUGCAGAAGAGGGGGAGAUCGGACAGUCGAUUUAUAUGCUGGAAGGCAUGGUUGCAGACAUUUUUGGUAUCCUGCUAGAAUUUAUUUACACGGGUUAUCUACACGCUAAUGACAAAAGCACAGAACAAGUUCUGGCUACUGCUCAAUUCUUAAAAGUCUAUGACCUGGUGAGAGCUUACACAGACUUCCAGAAUAAUCAUAGCUCCCCAAAGCUAACGACUCUGAGCAGUGCUGGUGCUCCUAUGGUUGUCAUUUCUAAUAAGAAAAAUGACCCUCCAAAGCGGAAACGGGGAAGACCAAGAAAAGUCAAUAGUUUGCAAGAAGGAAAAUCAGAACUGGCUGCAGAGGAGGAAAUACAACUAAGAGUGAACAAUUCAGUUCAGAAUAGACAAAACUUUGUGGUUGAAGAAGGAGACAAUGGGCUACUGACUGAACAGAUUCCAGCAAAAGAAAAGGAAGGCUCUGAGUCUGCUUGUGAGGCAGGUGGAGUGGAGGCUGUGCCAGCUGAAAAAGAUGAGAACUGUGAUCCCAAGACCCAGGACGGGCAGGAUGGCCAGAGCCGAUACAGCAAGCGGAAGAUCCGGAGGUCCGUCAAACUUAAGGAUUACAAACUUAUAGGGGAUGAUGAAGACCAUGGUUCAGCCAAGCGGGUGUGUGGAAAGAGAAAACGCCCCAGUGGGCCCGAGGCCCAUUGUAAAGACUGUGGCAAAGUUUUUAAGUACAGUCACUUUUUAGCAGUCCACCAGAGGAGCCACACCGGCGAGCGACCCUUCAAGUGUAAUGAGUGUGGAAAAGGCUUUGCCCAGAAGCACUCCCUGCAGGUCCACACCAGGAUGCACACGGGCGAGCGGCCAUACACCUGCACUGUGUGUAGCAAGGCUCUGACCACGAAGCACUCGCUGCUGGAGCACAUGAGCCUGCACUCAGGACAGAAAUCUUUUACCUGUGAUCAGUGUGGAAAAUAUUUCAGCCAGAAAAGACAACUAAAGAGCCAUUACCGAGUUCAUACAGGCCACUCAUUACCGGAAUGUAACCACUGCCAUCGCAAAUUCAUGGAUGUGUCUCAGCUAAAGAAACACCUCCGAACACACACAGGGGAAAAGCCAUUUACUUGUGAAAUUUGUGGCAAAUCUUUCACAGCAAAGAGUUCUCUUCAGACUCACAUCAGAAUUCAUCGCGGAGAAAAGCCAUACUCCUGCAGCAUUUGUGGCAAGUCCUUUUCUGACUCCAGUGCCAAGAGGAGGCACUGCAUUCUCCAUACAGGCAAGAAGCCUUUCUCUUGCUCUGAGUGUAACUUGCAAUUUGCUCGCUUAGACAACUUGAAGGCUCACCUGAAAAUCCACAGCAAAGAGAAGCACACACCUGAAGCCAGCAGCGUUUCCAGCAGUAGCCACACCGAAGAGGUCAGGAAUAUUCUUCAGCUACAGCCCUACCAGCUCUCUACCUCGGGAGAGCAGGAGAUUCAGCUUCUUGUGACUGACUCCGUACACAACAUCAACUUCAUGCCGGGUCCUAGCCAGGGUAUCAGCAUUGUGGCCACGGAAAGCUCCCAGAACAUAAGCACAGACCAGGCUGCUGACCUCACUCUGCUCACACAGCAGCCAGAGCAACUGCAAAGUCUAAUUCUUUCAGCUCAGCAGGAGCAGACUGAGCACAUUCAGAGCCUCAAUAUGAUUGAAAGCCAAAUGGAGCCCUCCCAGACAGAGCCAGUACAUGUCAUCACACUGUCCAAGGAGACCCUGGAACGUCUUCAUGCCCAUCAGGAGCAGACAGGGGGGCUCCACUUAGCAAGUGCUUCAGACCCUGCUCAGCACCUGGAGCUGACACAGGAGCCCGAGCUGCCAUCCCCCACUCACCAUGUGGCCCAACCCUCACCACUUAGCCAGGAGCAGAGCUGACCUGCACACCUGGUGACUGCUCCUGGGCCCAGCCCAUAAGCCAGCUCUAGCCAGGUGAUCAGCGUGCCAUGUCUGAGAUACCUGGUUACACAGCUCUGCCAAAAAGUGCUGCCAGAAGAUAGCUGUACCUCCCUGUAUCCACACAGCAAGGGGCAGGGGUGUGCGGGUCUGAGAUGUAGUGCAGAUGUGUAUUCAGCACUUCAGUAUUGAUGAAUGCUUUUCAUUCUCAUCUGCUAGGUCUCUUAAGAACUGGCUAGUUUUUCUUAAGGGUCAUUGAUCCAGGCUUUUCUAUAAGCAUUUAAUGUUCAUGUAAGUGUGAUUUUAUCGACCUACGUCCAUUUUUUACUAUUUAGGACAGAGGAAGCUGUAUAGGUUGCAUUGGGUAAAGUGGUUGGUUCCCCUUCUCUUCCUCUAAGGCCAUAGAAUUGCCACUGCAGAAAUCAGCUGAGUUUAGAGAAUCUAUCCUUUUAAUAACUUACAGUCCCCUAGGGCAGAGUAACUUGACAUUUAAUCUUUGUGUGGCACCAUAGUGUCUUUCAAAGCAGAUUCAAACUCAUAAAAUGUAUUCAGAACUCAAAAAUUGUAACAGGAAAGGCAGAAAUAUGCUUUAAAAAUUAUGAAUUCAUGUUUUGUGUAAAACCUGACAUCUAUUUUAAUAGCAGGCUAUGAAAUUUUUUAAGUAUUAAAGUAUGAAAUUGGAUCAAAACAUUCAUCCCAGAUAAACUGAAUUUUGUCAGAAAUGAUAUUUGAAUUUCAUGAUAAAGUUAAAAGCUUAAUUAUCUUCGGAUAUAAAAUUGCAUUCACUGUAAAGUGUUGAAUAUACUGAAUUCUAAUUGAUCUCUGAAUAUACUAAUCUGUGUCUUGAGUCUAAUAACUUUGGGGAUGUGGAGACUUGCAUUCUUUUUAUGUUAGACUGUCAAAUUCCACAAAGUGGAUGCAUCAUUUUUAUUUAUUCAUUUAUUUAUUUUUGGCAGAAUCAGGGAUCAAACUCAG
Octodon degus (degu) is the source of this 3192-nucleotide messenger RNA. It is a transcript of the gene Zbtb24, whose product is annotated as zinc finger and BTB domain containing 24. The coding region runs from base 103 to 2199 and encodes 698 amino acids. NCBI's taxonomy places the organism in Eukaryota, Metazoa, Chordata, Mammalia, Rodentia, Octodontidae. Gene Ontology annotation, molecular function: DNA-binding transcription factor activity, RNA polymerase II-specific; protein binding; RNA polymerase II cis-regulatory region sequence-specific DNA binding. The record is from RefSeq and is a predicted model, not a curated record. Gene Ontology annotation, cellular component: nucleus. Gene Ontology annotation, biological process: regulation of transcription by RNA polymerase II. The transcript has 7 exons.